Rosa rugosa (rugosa rose) is the source of this 1230-nucleotide messenger RNA. Its product is annotated as short-chain dehydrogenase TIC 32 B, chloroplastic. The record is from RefSeq and is a predicted model, not a curated record. The transcript is spliced from 7 exons. NCBI's taxonomy places the organism in Eukaryota, Viridiplantae, Streptophyta, Magnoliopsida, Rosales, Rosaceae. Bases 70 to 1104 code for a protein of 344 amino acids.
CUAGAAUAGGUCUCUUCUAAUUUGCUGCAGUCUAGCUAGGAUAAUAUUCUUUCUUGGAAAUUAUCCACCAUGAAAGAAACACUAAAGUACUUGGCAGGAAUUGCAGGGCCAAGUGGUUAUGGCUCAAAAUCAACUGCUGAACAAGUUACUCAAGAUUAUUGUUGUUCUUCAUCAGUGCCUUCUCAUCGUCUAACUGCAAUAAUCACUGGAGCAACUUCAGGGAUUGGAGCUGAAACUGCCAGAGUAUUGGCGAAGAGAGGGGUGAGGAUUGUGAUGCCGGCAAGAGACUUGGCGAAGGCGUCGAAAGUGAAGGAGGGAAUCCAAAGGGAGAAUCCAAAGGCUGAGGUUAUAAUAAUGGAGAUUGAUUUGAGCUCCCUUACUUCUGUUAAUAGAUUCUGCUCCCAGUUCUUGGCUCUAAGACUACCCCUCAAUAUCCUCAUAAACAAUGGAGGGAUAUAUUCUAAAGGUUUGGAGUAUUCUGAGGACAAGAUUGAGAUGACAUUUGCUACAAAUUACUUGGGCCAUCAUUUUUUGACAGAAAAGCUGCUGGAAAAAAUGGUGGAAACGGCAGCUCAGACUGGCAUCCGGGGAAGAAUCAUUAAUGUUUCUUCUGUGAUCCACAGCUGGGUGAAGAGGGAGAGUUUCUGCUUUAAUCAACUGCUCAACCCAAAGAAUUACAAUGGCACAAAAGCAUAUGCACAGUCCAAAUUGGCCAACAUACUGCAUGUCAAGGAAUUGGCCAAACAGCUUAAGGCCAGAAAUGCAAGAGUAACCAUCAAUGCAGUACACCCGGGAAUCGUGAAAACCGGAAUUAUUAGAGCUCACAAGGGCUUUAUCACAGAUUCUGUGUUCUUCAUAGCAUCCAAGUUACUAAAAUCAACAUCUCAGGGUGCUUCAACAACGUGCUAUGUUGCUUUAAGCCCAGAAUUAGAAGGGGUAACAGGAAAGUACUUUGCAGACUGCAAUGAGAACGAGUGCUCAAAUCUAGCAAAUGAUGAAUCAGAAGCAUACAAGUUAUGGAAGCAAACUCGUUUUCUAAUCCAUAGACGACUAUGUCAACCAACAGCUAAAUCAGUGCUCGGUCAUUCUGUCAUGUAUAUAUAAGCACUUACAUUCUUACACAACUAAAAAAUAAUCUUCAUCAAUACCCUAAACUUUUAUGAUCAAUAAAUUGUAAUUGUCAAGACUUAAUUUAAAGGAAUGACAAUGAAUCUCCUGUUUUAAGUUUAA